UCAACCCUUUCCCGUCGCGAACAAGUUCAGCUAGCUAAGUUUAGCUAGCAUCGGAAAAACCAAAGGAACAUGGACGACGAAGUGCUGACAGCUCUUAAGAUAUUGAUAAUCGGAGAAAGUGGUGUCGGAAAGUCCAGUCUUUUAUUGAGGUUCACAGAUGAUACAUUUGAUCCAGAACUUGCAGCAACAAUUGGUGUUGACUUUAAAGUAAAAACUAUUGCAGUGGAUGGAAACAGGGCAAAGCUUGCAAUAUGGGACACUGCAGGCCAAGAGCGGUUCCGAACUCUGACUCCCAGCUACUACCGUGGUGCUCAGGGAGUGAUCCUGGUGUAUGAUGUUACAAAACGUGACUCUUUCACCAAGCUUGGUAAUUGGCUAAAUGAGCUGGAGACAUACUGUACAAGGAAUGACCUUGUGAAAAUGUUGGUUGGCAACAAAAUUGAUAAGGACAAUCGAGAAGUAGACAGAAGCGAAGGUCUGAAGUUUGCAAGGAAACAUUCCAUGCUUUUUAUAGAGGCCAGCGCGAAAACCCGGGACGGAGUGCAGUGUGCCUUCGAGGAGCUGGUGGAGAAGAUCAUCCAGACCCCGGGGCUUUGGGAGAGUGAGGCACAGACCCAGGGGGUGCGGCUGUCCGACCAGGAUCAGCGGGCAGGGGGCGCCUGUGGGGGAUACUGCUCCUUAAUUUAACACUACAGAAAAAAAAAAUCCGAAACGCGUCAAACGACAGGUUAAAAAAACAAACUGUAUGAGCAGCCGCUGAAGAGUGCGUUCUGCACGGUCAGUGGCUGCUGUCAAAGGGACUUUGCUGUUUGCACACUGCCUACAACAAGGCAGCAGUCUUAGAAUGUUGAAUUCAUCCACCCCCCCCCAAGUGAAUGGACUUUGGUUCAGCCCACUGGCCCCGCCCUUCGGGCACCACUGCCCUCACCAUGGCGACCUCUGGCCAGCUGAUGCUGACGAAGGGUUCUAAUGUCAUUUAAAUACAUGGCAGAGACGAAUAUUCGUCCUUGCUGCCUUUUUACAAUAAUGUAUUUUUAUCUUGUGUACUUGUUCUCGGUUUCUGUCAGUAAGUACACACGCUUGAUUUGAUUGUGCAGACUUGCAGUGUAUCACACUAUGUUAUUGUACAGUAAAGCAUGAAUUUAUUCAGAAAAAGAUUUUUUUUUCCUCUCUCUAAAAUGUUCCUGCUUCUGCUUGGCAUAGUCUUGCCUUUGUUUUUAGAUUUGCAUUAGGAAGGUAUAAUUUCACCAUUUUAUAUACAGACCGAAGCUGUGCUGUGGUAUAUCUAUAUAAAACAUGUUAGUACUGUUUAGUACCACUGGUAACUGUCCAUUGCUUGGAAUUAUGGUUAUAAACAUUCUGAAGUAUGGAUCAGCCACUUUUAUGUCCAUUUCAGUGUUCAGAUCUUUCAGAGUGUUCAUCAAUUAAACCAAUUUGCACAGGCGUUCUUUGGCGUUCUACAGAAACAAAACAAUGCAUGUUUUUGGUAUUUAGUUCCUGUGUUCACCUGCCCAUUACCUUCACAUGUCCAAAGUCUGCCUCAGAGGAAGAUGCUGGCCGUCAGAGAUUUAUUUUACCAUAUUCAGCAUUUAAAUCCACUCUGCGGUUUCACAGGAAAUGACCGCAAUUGAUUUGUUAGUUCCUUCCUGUCGUACCCUUGUUUGUGCCAUCUCAUGGCAGCUUUCACUGUGAACCUUUCCCCUGCCUGCAGCUGAAUUCCAGUAUAGGCCGGUAACACGCCCAGCAUCACACCUGGCUGCGUAAUCAUAGGAGAGUGGGGCGUCAUGACGCCCAUAGUGGGCAAGGCUGCCAUGUGCUGUGAGGGGGGUCCUGAUUAAAACCAAUCCCAUGUCGUCUUUUAGUUUGCUCGCAGUGUCAAUGAUUGGCAGCAUGCCGUGACGCCAACCAUUACAGGGAGUCACAGUACCUCACUCUCCACUCUCCACUCUCACUUCUCAACGUUAAGGACAGAAUGUUCUGUGUUAGGGUGGAUUCAGGUCCUUUAUCGCCUAAAGAGAUGAUUAUGUCAAAACAUAGUGUGGUUUGGCUGAAGCUUUAAAAGCAGGUUUAAAGCAUUGCUACUUUUGAUUGCAACUUGAGUGCUUUAUUGUCUUCCAUCUCCACUACCAGGAGAGGCUGGUUACACAGUGGGCCUGUUUUUCUGUCUGUCUGUUUGAAUAGGAUAACUGAAAAAUGGGUUGACUACCUGUGGAAAAAGGAGAAAAUGUAUUACAUUUUAGUGCUGUUAUGACAAUGUUGAUUUUGGUGGAGGUAGACACUCUCAUUCUGCCCAGGGCCACUCUAGUGUCAGACAGAAAUAAUAGUGAUUAAUGAAAAAAGUAACAAUAUGCUUUAUUUGUGUUGAAAGUUUCUUCAAACCACUGUAAUUAGAUCGCCUGCUUUGAGUGGAAAGCAGAAGGGGGUGAGAUGUAUGCCUUUGUGUCUUUGUUGAAACCAUAUUGUCUUUUCGGCUGCAUAAAAGCACCGUCAAACCCUUUAUUUCAGCUCAAAUGUACAUCAUAUUCAAAUUUCUGUUCAAUAGUAGGAGGCGUGUACACACUGUGGCCAUGUUUUUCUUCCAAAGUGUGACUCACUCCCUCAUUGUAAAGGUUAUGAUCAUUACUGCGGUGAUUAUUAUGAUGAUUUUCAGGACAGUGCUCGGGGAAUAUG
This is a messenger RNA of Megalops cyprinoides (Indo-Pacific tarpon), 2670 nucleotides long. RefSeq names its product ras-related protein Rab-18-B. Bases 70 to 687 code for a protein of 205 amino acids. The record is from RefSeq and is a predicted model, not a curated record. Gene Ontology annotation, molecular function: GTP binding; GTPase activity. NCBI's taxonomy places the organism in Eukaryota, Metazoa, Chordata, Actinopteri, Elopiformes, Megalopidae. The transcript is spliced from 7 exons.